AAAAAAACAAAAAAAUACAAAUAAGUAAUUAAAUAAGUAAAUGUAUAGUAAAAUGAUUGGAGAUUUUAAUGAGUAAUAGCUAUGAAUAUGAUACGGUUUGUUUUCAGAUUCUACAUAUCACAGAUUCUAUUUUUUAUGAUCUUGGUUAAGACCCUUGGGUAUCUGUUGAAAAAACCAAUAAUCCCCUGGUGUUCAGGUAAAAAGCCAAAACUACAAAAAAAAGAGCAAAUCAUAACAAAGAGGAUUAUCAGAUAUGAUAGAAAGGAAGAGAGGUAGAAUAAAAAAAAUAUAAAACAUUAUAAAAAAAAUGGAGAUGUCAACGAUAAAGAAGGAGAGUAGAAAAAGC
This is a messenger RNA of Ascoidea rubescens DSM 1968, 346 nucleotides long. RefSeq lists its product as uncharacterized. Lineage: Eukaryota; Fungi; Ascomycota; Saccharomycetes; Ascoideales; Ascoideaceae. The record is from RefSeq and is a predicted model, not a curated record. The coding region runs from base 82 to 276 and encodes 64 amino acids. The transcript has a single exon.